Colletotrichum acutatum is the source of this 1359-nucleotide messenger RNA. RefSeq names its product multicopper oxidase. Gene Ontology annotation, molecular function: copper ion binding; oxidoreductase activity. The record is from RefSeq and is a predicted model, not a curated record. Bases 1 to 1359 code for a protein of 452 amino acids. The transcript is spliced from 2 exons. Lineage: Eukaryota; Fungi; Ascomycota; Sordariomycetes; Glomerellales; Glomerellaceae.
AUGGAUGGAGUCAGCGGUAUCACGCAAUGCCCCAUUGUACCUGGAGGAAGCUUCACGUAUCGCUGGAAAGCUAGCACGUAUGGCUCAACAUGGUACCAUGGUCAUCACGCACUGCAGUAUGGCGGUGGGCUGUGGGGUCCCCUGGUCAUUUACGGCCCUUCUCACGUCAAGUAUGACCUCGACUUGGGCCCUGUCACACUCUCCGACUACUAUCACUACCCUUACGAGAAGAUUGCCUCGGAUGCCAUAUCAACCAGUAACGAUACCGCUGUCUACGCUCCUCAGUCGAACAACCACAUGAUCAACGGAAUGAAUCACUUCAACUGCUCACUUGCUCCUGCGAACACGACUUGCAAGAGCAAUGCUCCUCGCGCAUCCUUGAGAUUCAAGUCUGGCAAAGUUCAUAAGCUCCGGUUGAUCAACACAAGUGUCGAAGCUAUGCAGAUCUUUUCCAUCGACGGCCAUAAGCUCAUUGUAACCACAAUGGACUUCGUACCUGUAGAGCCUUAUGAAGUGGAGUACAUCAUCCUCGGCGUCGGCAUGAGAGCUGAAGUUCUCGUCAAGGGCAAUGGAGACCCAAAGCGGUCCUACUACAUGCGCUCGAGGAUUCAGUGUGCCGCGACCAAAGUCGACGAGGUUCUGGGGACUAUCUACUAUGACGAGACACCUGCAACGGUUGUUCCAGCCACCAAGACUGUUGCGGCUCUACCAAGCUUCUCUGCAACAUGCGGUGAUCCUGAUCUUCACUUGAAGAAGCCGAUUUACAAGAAGCAUGUCCCUAAGCCUGAUCUAACGCUUCUCUAUGACAUCGACUUCAGAUCAAACGCAAGCGGUAAUCAUCAAUGGCUGAUGAACAACGUGACAUUCAAAGCCGACUGGAGCCGCCCAUUGUAUAUCGAGGCAGUAGAUGGUCACGCAGAGUACCUUAAGGAUCCCCAGCACAUCUUGGCCACGAUUCCUGACGAUGUCCGCCAUGUUCGCGUGGUCCUCAACAACCAUUUCUCGGUCCAUCCGAUGCACAUUCAUGGGGGUGACUUCCAGAUUCUGAGCGAAUCGGAUGGGUUCUACAACGGCAGUCUGAAGUAUCCCAAAAACCCGGCUCGUGCCGACACGGAACUUCUCAGGCGUAACGGAAAUCUUGUUGUGCAGUUCGAAGCGAAGAACCCGGGAAUCUGGAGUUUUCACUGCCAUACUGCAUGGCAUGCCAGCGUUGGUCUCUACAUAAACUUUUUGGUCAAGCCAAAGACAGUUCGACAAAGCAAGAUCCCUGACGAUGUCCGCGAGGUUUGCGCAUCCUGGGACGACUACAGACAAUUACAUGGCGAGAAUGCUCUACCUUUUGACAGCGGACUUCGAUAA